UUUGGGCCCGGCAGAAUGGCUCCAGCGAAAAAGGGUGGCGAGAAGGACCCUUCUGCCAUCAGCGAGGUGGUGACCCGGGAGUACACCAUCAACAUCCACAAGCGCAUCCAUGGCAUGGGCUUCAAGAAGCGUGCUCCUCAAGCACUCAAAGAAAUCUGGAAAUUUGCCAUGAAGGGUUUGGGAACCCCAGACAUUCGCAUCGAUACCAGGCUCGAUAGAGCCGCAUGGGCCAAAGGAAUAAGGAAUGUUCCGUACCACCGUAUCCGUGUACAUUUGUCCAGAAAAUGUAACGAGGAUGAGGACUCACCAAACAAGCUGUAUACAUUGGUAACCAACGUGCCUGUUACCACAUUCAAAAAUCUACAGAAAGUCAAUGUGGGUGAAAACUAA
This is a messenger RNA of Phodopus roborovskii (desert hamster), 390 nucleotides long. Its product is annotated as 60S ribosomal protein L31-like. The record is from RefSeq and is a predicted model, not a curated record. Lineage: Eukaryota; Metazoa; Chordata; Mammalia; Rodentia; Cricetidae. Gene Ontology annotation, molecular function: structural constituent of ribosome. The transcript has a single exon. Gene Ontology annotation, cellular component: cytosolic large ribosomal subunit; ribosome. Gene Ontology annotation, biological process: cytoplasmic translation. The coding region runs from base 16 to 390 and encodes 124 amino acids.